This is a messenger RNA of Pollicipes pollicipes, 1405 nucleotides long. RefSeq lists its product as uncharacterized. The record is from RefSeq and is a predicted model, not a curated record. Lineage: Eukaryota; Metazoa; Arthropoda; Thecostraca; Pollicipedomorpha; Pollicipedidae. The transcript is spliced from 4 exons. Bases 241 to 810 code for a protein of 189 amino acids.
UGCACAGUGCACAGGUGCUGGUGCGCCGUGGCCGUCGCCUUUCGCUCUCGUCAGGAGACGCGCCCGCGCCAGUGGCCCCGAUCGAGGUGGUGCGCCGCGCGGGCCGGCCGGACCACUCGCUCCCGAGGAGGCCAGCCGACAGCAGCGCGCAGCACCGGCUCCUCAGCGGCACCAGCAGCAGCGGUCGGAGGCACAGGUGGAGCGCUCGAGGUCAGCAAGGUCGCCCCAGCGUCGCGGAGGAUGUCGCCGCUGCCCGAGCAGCAGGUGUCGGCCCUGGAGGGCGGCUCCAUGCUGUCCGCCAUCCCCGCCCUCAUGCUCGUCACAUCCAAGCUGCUGAACGCGCCGAGUCGCGACAAGAGGGACCUGUCGGCGCAAUCGCGUCAGGGUCAGGCGGAGCAGGGCCGCCAGCUGCUCGAGGUACUCACCAUGUUCCAGAACAUGGACCAGUUCAUUGGCCGCGACCCGGACGACAUGUACGACAUGUUGUGGACGGUCGACAAGGACACGGGCUGCGCGCUGAAGCUGACCUGUACGCUGGCCGCUCUGCCCAAGCACCUGGCCCGGCCUGAAGACAUGCUGCUGCUCAGGAUGUUCGGGAAGCGUCCUUUCACGGUGCGCAACGAGGAGCUGGAGAAGCCGGCCGGCAUCUACAAAUACGCGGCGUUCAUGGGGGCCAAGUCGCUGAACCAGGCGACCUGCGACACCCUGUUUAAGGCCUGCCCGAUGGCCGGCGACCAGAUGGUGACCGUGUGGCGCUCCGUGGUUGAGCUGGUGCCCUCCAUGCUCAGCUCGAUGAAACCGGGCAAGUAGGGCGCGAAUCAGCGCACACCGGGCCGACCGGCGCAAUCGGCGGCCAAAAGCGGAGCGUCACGGCUGACGCACAGCGGGCCAACGAACGUGACGGUCAGUCGAGAGGCGGACACGGUGGGAGGGCGGUGACCGUGGUCGAAAGUGUGUUGGGCAACGGAGCCGCGCGCGAAGCAGGGGAAGAUUGGGCCGAGUUCCGUGUUGCAUGACGCAAGAGGAGAGAGGAAGAGUGAGAGCUAGCAUGCUUACCUGAGAUGUAAAAUGGGCACUUUUGUACGUAGUCUACGAGACUGGGUUGUUGCACAAGACUCGCGCACGCGUGGCGCUUGUCGCCGCUAAGGAGCUGUUUACCCUCCCUCGUAUCUGGCGGAAGUUGUUGAGUAUGUUUGGUUUUGUUAAUAUUCCGUUGCGGACAGUGAUAGUCAUCAUCGACCGCCAUGGCUUCAUUCGUUGCGAAUGAGGGCGAAGCGUCUUCCUCCUCUUCCGACACGGUUGGAGGAUGUUUUUAUCUGAGCUGUUAUUUGUUGUGUAGUGAUCACGUUUGUAGCGAUUGUUACUGCUAUCGAAUAUAUGCAUCAGAAUAUACUCAAAAAGGAAU